This is a messenger RNA of Contarinia nasturtii (swede midge), 1332 nucleotides long. RefSeq lists its product as uncharacterized. Gene Ontology annotation, molecular function: protein binding. The record is from RefSeq and is a predicted model, not a curated record. Gene Ontology annotation, biological process: neurogenesis. The coding region runs from base 1 to 1332 and encodes 443 amino acids. NCBI's taxonomy places the organism in Eukaryota, Metazoa, Arthropoda, Insecta, Diptera, Cecidomyiidae. Gene Ontology annotation, cellular component: cytosol. The transcript has a single exon.
AUGGAUCAAACUUCAAUCGUCUACAAGAAUGUAUUGCCGUGGCGUGGCUGCGAAAAACUGUAUUUGGACUCUCGUACAGCUGAUAUAUUUUUCGAAUUUGCUCUGGAAAGUAAUGAAUGUGUCAAGGUUCCAGCGCAUAAAUGCAUUCUCUCAGCGAGUCCAGUGUUCGAUGCAAUGUUCUAUGGUCCCGCCCAGGAAAUGACAAACACAGUAACCAUCGUUGAUGCAUCGCCCGACGAAUUUAAAGAAUUCCUACAAUUCUUUUACCUCAGUUCAGUUCGUCUGAUGGUUGAAAAUAAGCCGGCAAUCAUGAAUCUCGGUGAGAAGUACAUGUUGAACGUUUGCAAGAAAGCAUGCACCGAACUGUCGAAAGCAACAUUGACCAUGGAAAACAUGUGUUUGGGUUACGAAUUGGCCAUUCUCUUCAAUCAAGAUGAUCUGAAGGAAUAUUGUGAAGCGAAAAUCAGCGAAAAUCCCACGGAAUUUUUUAAAUCCCAAAGCUUCUUGGAUUGCGAACCGAAUUUGUUGCGUUACAUUUUGCAAUUGAAUUCGUUGAAUUGUGAUGAAUCAGUUGUAUUCGAUGGUUGUAUGGCAUGGGCCAAGACCGCCUGCAUUCAAAAGGGUCUGAACGAAAAUGAUAUGCAGAACCUUCGAUCCGAGCUUGGCGAUCUCUUCUACGAGAUUCGAUUUGGUGGUAUGUCAACCAAAAAGUUCAAUGACUAUGCCGACACGUUUGAGGGGUUAUUUUCCAUGAAAGAGUUCCGAGACAUUGUGGCCAUGACUGCGAAUGUAAAUUACCGUCCACCAAAAUUCAAUCGAAAGCCACGCUCAUCGGUGUGUGACCGGGUUGAUCGUCUUGAAUCACAUUCGGCCGAGAGUUACAUGUACGACGGCGCAAGUGGCGUUGAUUACACUGUAUUCUCAUCGAAUCGCUCAACAUUAUUGACUAAAAUUUGCUUCAGUGACUUUAUAUUCAACGAUGAUAAAGUACAUCAAAUCAGUGUAAGGGUUUCAGUGUGCGCUCUGAUUAAGGGAACGCGUUUAGACAAUAAAAUUGUACCGGCUCACAUUUUAACGCGUCAAAUCGAUGUAAAUCCAAGCGAAGAAACAUUGGUGGAGUUCACAAAACCAAUUGUUAUCAAAGCAGACAUGCAGUAUAGGAUCACGUUUGAAAUUGAAAAGGCAUACCAACAUGUUUUAUGCAAGAAUUUACUGGCUCAUAAAGAGAAAGUCGAUAUAGGAGAUGGAAAUAUCAUCGAAUUUCAUGAUCCAGGCAUAUUUUUCACCAACAAAAAAUUUGGACUGUUGACACAAUUGCACUUUAGGAACUAA